Oncorhynchus nerka (sockeye salmon) is the source of this 1110-nucleotide messenger RNA. Its product is annotated as ras-related and estrogen-regulated growth inhibitor-like protein. The transcript is spliced from 4 exons. The record is from RefSeq and is a predicted model, not a curated record. Gene Ontology annotation, molecular function: GTPase activity; GTP binding. The coding region runs from base 87 to 704 and encodes 205 amino acids. NCBI's taxonomy places the organism in Eukaryota, Metazoa, Chordata, Actinopteri, Salmoniformes, Salmonidae.
UCCACGUUGAGCAGACACUGAAAACGUUGCACCCUUUUAACAAAUGGUUGUCUAACUAAAUCCGCACGCGCCACUACAACAAAACAAUGGAAGGAAGUCAGCAAAAAGUGGAGGCUAAUUUCUUACUACUUGGAGCUGAAAGCGUCGGUAAAUCUGCUCUCACGGUGCGGUUUCUCACUAGAAGGUUUAUUGGCGAAUACGGCGAUAUUGAAUCCAUCUACAGUCAUACUGACCGAAUAGACGGACGGGAUAUCUGUUUUAAUAUCUGGGACUCACUUUGCCCUCAGAAUGAUGAGGGCGCGGGACACAUCAGCAACCGACAACUCCAGUGGGCGGACGGUUUCAUCCUGGUUUACAGCAUAUGUGACCGUGCCAGCUUCAACGUGGUGCGGCAACAGGUGAAGCGCAUCCGGCAAGCCAAAAGCAAAUUCCCCGGCGCACCUCCCAUCGUCAUCGUAGGGAAUAAACGCGACCUCCAGCAUCGCCGCACCGUCUCCAGCGAGGAAGGACGCCUCCUCACCCUUUCCACAAACUGUGGCUUUUUCGAGAUCUCUGCAGCGGAGACAUACCAUGGGGUACAGCUGGUAUUUCACGAACUGCUCGACCUUAUCCGAGAGGCGAGGGCGCUCAAGAAGGGGGCAGCUGGGAUCAAAGGUAUCGUGAGAAGCAUGUCUGCCGUUUUCGGGAGGAAGAGAACUGAGUAGUUCCAAUAGCCUAAUAUGAGAGACACUGAGAUGAUAGUUCUGCGUCCAAACGGUCCGGGACUUGUCCGUGCGUGAAGUGGUUCGCUACGUUUCCAUAUUGGAAUAGGUCAGUACGGCCUAACUGAAUUCACCCUGCUUGGAUUCUUACUCAAAUGAGAAGAAUGACAAUCAAAUCCUGUCGAACGGGCCUUUGGACAAUCUACUUACUGCAAAAUAAAUACUCUUGAGGUCAGCUGGACUAAAGUAGCAUUACAUGCCCUUAAAUGUCCAAUAUAUUAGAUUGCCGUACAAUGAAUUGCCAGCUGUAAAGCAAAUGGUAUCAUGUUUAAAUGCCUGGAAGAAGUAUUGUGGAAAACUUAUGUGCAAUAGACAAUUUAUUUUUCUUUACUAAACUGCAUCAGUAUGC